Dujonia railenensis is the source of this 237-nucleotide messenger RNA. NCBI's taxonomy places the organism in Eukaryota, Fungi, Ascomycota, Pichiomycetes, Serinales, Debaryomycetaceae. The record is from the annotation of a GenBank genome assembly.
AUGGCUCGUCUCUCAGGACUUCAAAAAGAGGUGCUAAGGUUAUACCGUCAUAGUUUAAGAUGUGUGCGAACCAAACCGGAAGAAUUCAGAAGUCAUUGGAAAGCUUACGUAAAGGAAGAGUUUGCUAGAUAUGAUCACAUUCAAAAGAAGCAGUUUAGCGUGGUGGAACAUUUAAUAAGAACUGGGCAUAGAAAACUUGAAAUGUAUCUGAAUCCAAAUAUCAAGAACAUACACUAG